GUGUCGGUGACAUUGACAGAGCAUGAUAUACCCAGCUCCAGUGCAACGCGCCAAGGUGCCUCCAUUCCGGACGGUCCGUCUCGAGGCGAUCGUGGGCUGCGUCUACGUCCUCUUUUCGCUGAGCUGCGGACUUUGGUUUCUCGUCUACUUGACGCCAUGCUUUCGCAACGAUCUGUGGUGGCCCGACUACAACUUGAGCGGUCACCAGGCGUUCCUUAUCGACGUGCUAAACCGAGUCCUAGCGACGACGCCCGAAGCCACAUUUCCCAUCACAAACUGUUUGUCUGGUGUGCAAAAGAGCUACAACGGGUCUUCGUCCGUCACGAAUGUCUACCCGACGUACCCCCGCCAGCUUGCUUUGCACGACCUCUCGUCCAUCGAGUACGCCGUGGCGAACCUUCGGCUCCUGAGCGCAAGCUGGUCCAUGCGCAUGAACACGCAGCACUGCUACGUCGACUUCAACCGAGCCUUCACCGUGGCCCACACAACAGAGCGAGCCGCGCGCUGCGACGCCAAGUACCGAACGAAUGGCGCCGUGUUCAUGGAGGCCACGCUGCGCAACAUCGACUGGAAUGACUUUGUGACGAUCUGGGCCGGGCCCAACAUGCCGUUCACCGUUGCGGUUCAGCUCGGCUUGGAAGAGACCGAAGCCGGUCGCCGUUGGCUCACGACCACCGCGUCUGCUCGAGCAAACACGAGUGUCGACGCCGAAAUCGCGUACUGGCGGUCAUUCAACAUUUCAAGGUUUGUGCUGCAGUGGCAGAACCGGUGGCAGACCGGCGUCACCGAGACGGUCGCACUUGAGAAUUCGCUCGGGAUGCAGCUGAGCACAACAAUCAAGAGUCUUUCACGCGUGACGGGCCCAUGGACGUCGCAAAAUCUCUUCUUCAUCCCGCUCAACGACCUCUGGGUCAUGCAGGGCCUCAACCGGAGCUUGGUCUGGGGCACGUCCAACUACGUAGGCGCCAACGUAAGUGCGUCCUUGCCAGCCAUCCCUGUCGAAGUAUGGAGUACCAACUAUGUCACUGGCGUCUUUGCAGCCCAAGCCGCGCUCUUCCAGUACGAGCUCGGACCGUUCCUGUCGGUGGAUGCGUUUUUCAGAGUACCGCCAGCGUCGCGAAUUGCCGCUUUUGAUGCGUUCCAGGCAGCCCUCGUUCCCCGCCUCGGCGUCGACCGGGCCCUAAGCGCCGCCUACCGCACAAUCCCGGCGGGCGCCUUGACGACGCCAACACCGCUUGCGUGGCGCAACUAUACGUUUUACGGCGGCAACCCCAUGUGCGUCUCGAGCCUGCCGACAUCGUUCGUGCAGCAGUCGUUCGACUUCUUCGAUGGGUGCACGCAAGAGACGCCCUUUUGGCUCUCACCGAGCCCCGCCGCAGUCGUGUUCGGCGUCGUUGCGACCGACGCGAGUAGCGCGGCGUGUGCUGCUGCUGGUGUGAACUGCUCUGCAGCCUCGCGGGCUCGCCAGCGCCUCGACUUGGCGCGAUCCGUCUUUGCAGCCGCCGCAAACGACGUGGUCGCCAUGGGUCUCGAGCACAUGCAGUACGCACGCUCGCCCAAUGGCACAUGGACCAUGCUGCACCAGCCGCUUCUGGACGCAGGGGACUUGGCGUGGACACUCGCGAGCUGGGUGCUGCUCCGCGAGUGGGUUCUCGGCAUCCGGGAGGUCGUCUCGUUCGAAGGCGACGUGCGCUCGCUCGUGUUGAUGUCGAACGCGUACGCGCCGACCGAGUACUCGACGAGUGGUCUUGGCCAAGUGUUGCAAAGCGCGACGCAGGUCGGCUGGUACCUCGUGCUCAUUGUUUCGUUGGCGCUCUGCGGCGUGGGUGCAUGGACUCUCUACUUGGCGUUCCAACGUGAUUUUCACAUUGUGGGACGCAACCUUGUCUGCUUCAACCGAACGGUUGGCGCGACGUGGGUUGGUCGGCCUCUUUGUCUCUUUCGCGGUCUUGCUGCCAUUUUGCUAUUAAGCACGUCGUCAGUCGCGCUUGACGCGUCGUUCGUCGUGCAGCUCCAGCCCUCGCCCCGGCCUUGGUACAUCGUCAUGCUCCUCGCGGGUGAAGCGUGCUGGGUCACCUACGUCCUCAACGAACUUGUCCUUGUGUUUGCUCGGGGACUUUCGGCCGUGCAUUGCCACGUCUCGAGCCUUCUCGUGUGGCUUAUUGUCGUCGCCAUCGAAGUGCUAUCGCCCGUAGCAGCGACCGCGACGCUGAACCGGCAGUGCACUAGCCAGAACAUGGAUUAUGUAGUCCACUGCGACUCGGGGAUCGUUCACAUUGGGCGCUUUCGACGCGUGCUGGACCUCGUGAGCAUUCAGCUCGUCGUCGUUUUCGGCGUUACCGUGGCCGCCAUGUGCUUCCAGAAACGUGUCGUAUAUCCUGUAUUGCCGCUGGCCGAGCCCAGUUUGCGCUUGUCCGGGGUCGCUCAUAUGUUUCUUCAACCCUUGCCAACGGCUGCGGCAGCGCAGACGUUCGACGCUGUCGGAAGCGCGCUCGCCUGUGUCAUCUUUUGCUCCUGCGGAUCGAUGCGGUGCUUCUUUGACAUCAAGCUUUGGAGGCUCCUCGUACCUGAAUGCUCUUCGUCGCCGACGGGGGUGCACCUGCUGAGCGCGCAGUUGCAGCGCGUGGAUGUCGACGUCGUUGCGCCAACAACGCGGUCGCGGCGUUGGCGCCGGUUGAUGGCUGUGCUUGGGCUUUUACACAUGCUCAUAUCCCUCGGCGGCAGUGUCUUGUACCUGGACGUGGCGACAACAGACUUGUCCAACAACUUUUAUUGGAGCGGGUUCAACGUCACGGGCGGUCACGCCUUUGUCGCGUCGUGGCUCACGGAGCAACUCGUGUUUGGACUUUCACUGCCACUGUCCUGUCGACUGGACGACAAGCACAUCAAUUUGAUCGGGGCGUUUGACGCCGAUGUUGCAUUCGUGGCGUCGCCGGCUAACUAUGGCGCUCGCCUGCAGCACUCGGUCUUGACCUCGAUCCAAGUGGCCAUCGAAGCCCUUCGCUCGAUCGAUGGCUGUGACGCGCCGUGGCUCUUUACCCCGUACUGCUACGUCGAUUGGAAUCAAACGUGGGAGAUGGCCGCAACCAGCACCCGCCAAGCACGCUGUCGAGCCAUGACGAGCAACGGCGCCGUCUACUUGGCAUCGCUGGUGCACAAUGUGGACAGAGCCAGAUUUACAGCAUGCUGGGGCAAAGCUUUUGACGUCGGUAUCGCGUCCGAGCUUCGGCGGUCGAUUGCCGGAGCCCAUUGGCUCUCGACGCCGCGCCGAAGUUUGAUCGACGAAGCAGACGUCUGGCGUCGCGCCAACGUCACGUACUACGACACACAGUGGCAAAACUUCAAGCACAUCGGCGUCUCCAGCAUGUACUCGAUUGUGAACGCCUAUGGUCUCGUGUAUCCCCUUACCCUUCAGCGCCAGAAUGGGUCCUACCGCUUCUCGAGCCAAUCCAGUUUCAAAAUGUACUGGGGCCUCGCCAACGACUUGAUGGCGGUAGUCGACAACUCGAGCACGAUCAACGGUUGCAGUCUGCUUCGAUUGAGUUCUGUCUUUGCGUAUGGCAACAACACGAUUGCAAGCGUUCUCGCCCAUAGCGCUGUGCUCUCGCUGCCGCUUUCGCAAGGUUUCAGCUUGCUCACAAACGUCCUCGGCCCCUUUGGAUCCGUCGAUAUGCUCUACAUCAGCGUCCCGAAGAGGGUGCUUGGCGCAGUUCGAAACCUCGUGGACCUUGUUCGCUUGAGUUUGACGCUGUCGACGCCAGCCCAGAUCGCGUAUGCCAAUAUUAUCCCACUGGACUCGUCGUAUCCCGUACCGCCACCGUGGCUCGGACGCGGAGGCGUCACGUUCGGCGCCUCGCCGCUGUGCCCAGACGUCGCGUACCCCUCAUCGGUCGACAUUGGACUCAACAAUCUGUUUUCGUUCGCCGAGCCAUGCGUACCGACAACAGGAGUCCUCGCCAGGAUAGAACCGUCACGACAACACUACGUGGUCGCAGCGGCGAUGGCGACUCCGAUGAACAUAUCGGCUUCGUGUGCGUUCGACCCAACUAACUAUGAGGCGUGUCGAGCGUACCUCGGUCAAACGCAGGCCUUUCUGACGACGUACGUGCCGUCUGCAGCGCCGGACGUGGAUGUGACCCACGCUCUUCAAAGUUUGGAGAUUGGAUUUAUCAACUAUGGAUACCUCGACGGCGCGCCGCCGCUGCAGCUUUUGCACGCAAAGCUACUGGACGAGCCAGCGUUUGGCUUUUUCGCGUGGCUCUUUCUCUACGAAUGGGUUGCUGGGGCGCGGGAAGUUGUAGCGUUUCAAGGCGACGCAGGCAACAAUCUAACGCUCCUCACGAACCUCCAAGACCCCCGCCGGGAGUCCGUUCAGGCUCACGACGUGCCCGUCAAUUUGGCGCAGUACGCUCGUGGCUGUCUUAUCUACGUGACGUUCACAAUGAUCACGAUCGCAGCAUUCGUGGUUUUCUACGCCUUGCGGAGCUGUGGCCACGUCGAAGGCACCAACAUGUUCAAAUUCGGACACCCUCACCGCCAGUGCAUGCUUUCUACGGCGUCGCCAACCUUGCAUUUUACCGGCGUCAUCAGCGUCUUUUACGACGACCGCCCGUGGUACAAGCUUGUGCUCGCAGCCAACGAGGUCACGUGGCUUGCGUCCAUCAUCAGCGAUCUCUUGCUCGUUCUCACGCGCGAGUACACGUCGUACUACCUCUCGGUGCAUAAUGCGGUCGUGUGGGCCAUCGCCGCGCUCCUGACAACGACGGCGCCCGUUGAGCACCGAGUGGCGAUUGACCUGCGCUGUUCUGCGACGGCUCUGGACUUUGACGUCGCGUGCGAUGCAGGCGUCAUCUACAUUGGCCAAGCCACUCGCCUCUUGACGCUCGUUGGUCUCGUGCUCGUGUCCAAAGUGCUACUCUCGGCCGCAGCCAAGUGGCGCGUCGGUGUGUCCCCAGCGCCCGUGGCUCACAGCCUCUUUCUCUCGGCGGGCGCGACGUACCUCUUCAAGCACGACCACCGCACGCACAAUGGCGUCUACUACCUCGACCGAGCUUCCGCGGUCAUGGACGGACUGCUCACGCUGCGUGGCGCACACGGUGUCGUGUACGUUUUGGACUGCAAGUCGUGGCGCGUUCACCUUCCGUCCAAACUCGAAGCCUUGCCCCGGUGCACGUCCAUCGCGCCGCCGGUGCUCGACUUGUCCAGCGCCGACACGGCGGUGUUUCGUCCCGAGUUUUGCACGACGCCGCAGGAUAUCAAAGCCACAACGCGACCGUUUAGUGCAUCGGCGACAACCGACAACGUCUUUGCUGUUGUACACUACGGGCGUGGAUUCGAGCACCUCGGACACCCUACCCCGACGACAUUUGUCGUGCUGCGACCGACUCGGCGGCUGGACGUAGCGACGGCCUGUGAGUUUUGGACCUGCCCCGCGGGCGAGCGUCGGGUCUACGAUGGGCUCUACACCCCGUUCGGCGCAACACGCGUUGUCGAGCAGAGCGCAUCGCCCAUCUACAACGAGAUGAUUGCCGCCAACGUCCCGUCCAGUGUGCGCACCCGCGGUGUGUGGGGUGUCGUGCUCGAGAUCAUCGCCAAGAGUCUUGAUGGCCAAGAUAUGCUUCUCGCGGCAGUAGCCAUGCCCGUCGAGUAUCUUCCGUUGGACUCGGAGGCGUCGAUGGAGCUGCAACUGCCGCCAGCAUCGAGCGCGUUCGCCGCGUCGGCGAGCCUCCUGGUGACGUUUUUUCGAACCCACUUGCUGAGGCCUCCUCUGCACCGGGCCGAACUAACGUUGGAGAGCAUUGGGUCAAAUGCAAUGCACCCAAGCCUCGUUGACGACAAGACGAGGCUCCGACUCGAGAUUUUGGACGCUGGUGCCGCGGGAACGGCAAGGACCGUCGAUGCGCCGCUCCCAGCGCCCGUCGUUGAUUCCGCCGAUGCCCUACGAAGUUGGCAGCCUAUUUCAUGGCGCCUCACCCCCGGAGGUCGCUGGGACGCCAGUGCGUACCACUGGCAGUACCCAAUAACGUUUGAUUGUGCGACGCUGGCACUCCGGAUCCAGUGCUCGGUGUACGCACCAAAUCUUAAGGGCGAGAUGGUAUGUGUCGGAGGCAGUCUUCCGGUCACUGUGUCGCCUCCGCGAGCAACCUCGUCCGAGGCGAAAACCACAGUGGGCAUUCCGCUUCAAAUGCACUCGGCGCCCUACUCGCUCGUCCUGCGCGCAUCGCUCCGUAUUUGGACCAGUGACGACUCCUUUCGAAGCGAGCGCGUCAUGUGCACAAAUCGAACGAUCCUCAAGACACACGCGUGGAUGGGCGCGAUCGCAAGAGGCCUCAACCGCCACCCGAUUUCGUCAGUUGUUGACACCGGAGGCAUCUCUGGCGUCGUGGCGUCGCUCUUCCGAGACGGCGCUAUCGAGACCAGGAUACCAGAGCCUCGCAUCUUGGAGCUCGCUCCCCUCGACCACUUGUCAGAGAAAGUUCCACUGAGCGAUAGUGGGCCGCCGCCGCUGGUCGCAACACCGCGUGACGACAUGCGAGAUCAACUGCAAACGCUAUCGACGGAGCUACGGUCCAAGCAGGCCACCAUCGAGAAGUUGCACGUGGAGAUGGACAAGCGGACGCAAGCACUUCGAACCUGCGGCACGGAAAUCGUAGAUCUUCGAAAAACGCUGCAAAGGAAGGACCAGCUACUGCAGACGCUUCAGGUCAAAAUCAACAAUUACGAAGCCCUCGAGCAGCGCCAACAAGAGGAGCUGCAGCUAUGCUUGGAAGGCAACCGCCUCACGACCAGCAACAUGCCGUUGCUAGCGCAGCACUACCGGAAGCUCCAAACCAAGUACAACGACCUCGACCAAAGCCAUCGCGACCUCACGCAGAAGCUUCUCGCUUGCCGCAAUUUUGAAGCCGAGCUCUUGGCCGUCCAGACCAAGCACCGCGAAAUGGAAGCUGCCCACGUCGCACAAGCAGCCUACGUUCAGAAAUCCCAGCGCGAAAUGCAAAAAAUUAGCGUGUACAAGCAAACCAUUAGUACGCAAGAGAGCGUCAUCGCCAAGCUCGAGAAGCUCGUCGACACCAAGCUUGCCGAAGCCAAGGCCAACUCAAUUGGCCCGAAUGUUCAUGCCGAGAUUUUUCGCCUGCGUCUCGAAAACGCCUUUUUGAAGGAGCAAGCCACGUACUACAACAUUGUCUUGUUCACGUCCGAUAACAACUCGGCGCGGACGAUGGCGACCAAACCGAUGGUUCCACCAUUACGACCACCUCGACAGGCCAACGGCGAGGCCUCCAGCGACAGCAUUCGGGAUCAACCCCCACCGCCAAAGCCGUUUUUGCCAGCCAUCGUGGCACGCGCAGACAAAGCCGUCAACACGGAGACCCCAGCGACACUGUCAAGCCCACCUUCGACUGACGACAAUAACGUGCUCGGGGUGCGGGUGCGAGUGUUAGAGGACCAACUGCGCGUGAUUGCGACCAACGCCGCCCAAGAGAUUGCACAGCUCAAGGCAGCACUCUUUGAACACGAAAUGGGCGCGGUUUGGUAG
Molecule: messenger RNA, 7537 nt
Organism: Saprolegnia diclina VS20
Lineage: Eukaryota; Oomycota; Saprolegniomycetes; Saprolegniales; Saprolegniaceae
Exons: 16
Coding region: 23-7537 (2504 amino acids)
Cellular component (GO): peroxisome
Source: RefSeq, a predicted model, not a curated record